GUGUGCUUAUAACUGGAGAAGGGGGAUUCCUACUGGAAAAGUGGAAACUGGCAAAACAGUCAGUCCUACCUAGAACAGAAAGUUAAAGAAAAAUGAGCACAAGCUCAAAGGAGAGCUGAUGCGUCUUCCUGCAAUGCUCCAAGACUUCUAAAAAAGUUAAUUCUUAACUGCAGACGUAUGGCUACAAUACCCUUGGGACAACAUGCAGCAGCAGCCCUUCUGCCUCCACCUGCAAUUCUUAGCUGCUUCAGCUCUUGCUUGGAGUUCCUUCUUGAGCUUUGGUCCUGGGGCAGCUGAACUAGCUCCAGAAUGCUUGCCAGAAGGACAUCGUGUUCUGCACAAUGCUUAUCGCAGCAUCACUUUUGAUUCCCUGGAAUUGCAGGAAACUGCCAUUCAGGACAUGGUCUGCGAUCAUUCCCUUUCUCAAGGAUGGUACCGCUUCAUGAUUGACAACAAGCCUGCAGAAAUGCCAACCAAGUGUAUAGAGAUGAACAAAUGUGGGACACAAGCUCCAGUCUGGCUGUCGCUUGAGCCUGACUCCCUCCCGCAGCCUGGUGAGAGAAAGCAGCUCACCGCCUGUGCUACCUGGCAGUUCUUUUUCGGAAGCAUCAAAGACUGUUGUCUGUUCCGGAUACCCAUAUCGGUCAGACAUUGUGGAGAGUUCUUUGUUUAUCUCUUGCAACCAACUCAGGGGUGCAUGGGCUACUGCGCGGAAGCUGUUAAAGAACCACAAUUGAACUAUUUUGGUCCCAGAGGAACUGGAGCAGACAUCAACUUCCAAGGGGCAUCUCAACUCCCACCUUUACAACCACUUGUCACCCCUGAGCUUUUGGGAGGCCACGUCUACCUCAAAUGCACUUUCAGAACUCCAACUUCAGAUCCGUCUAUAGGUUAUGCGGUGAUCUGGUCACGCCUUUCCAAAUCCAGAGCGAAAGAACAGCUUCAUCGUGACACAACACUGCAGACAUUCUCCUACGUGGAGAUGGAUGGAGUUAAUUUCAGAUUGGGAGAUACGGUCUUUUGCACUGUCACAGCUUUUAGGUGGGACUCUCCUGAUCAACAGUCUUUCCCUGAAGAAAGCGAUGGAUUCUAUGCUGGGAUUAAGUUUGUGCCAGAAUCCAUACAAAUUGCAGAAGAUAGUGAAGAGCAUAUUUUGACAAUCCUAAGUACCAUCCCUAUUACCUGUCUGGGCCAGGAUGACAUCUGUAAAAUUACUUUGCAGCUGACUACCGGGGAUUCUGAUGAUCUGGGAAGGAGGUCCCCAGACAUCGCUCUCUCAGCAUGCCAGGUGGCUCUGGAACACAUGCCCUGCGACGAAGGUAGCUGUGCAAGAGCUUCGGUAACUGUAAGGGCUGUGAAUGACUUUGCCGAGGAUGGAAACCUCACCAGCUAUAUCAGAGUGGAGCCUGUCCAAACGAGCGAGCCGCUUUGGCGGGAUUAUACACCAAUGGAUGUCAAAGUCACAGUUCAAGACCUCCCCACAGAGAACUGCUACUCUUUGACUGAUCCACACAUCAUCACAUUUGAUGGAUGGCGUUAUGACAGCUACAUGACUGGAACUUUUGUGCUGUACAGAAGUCUGAACCGAAUGUUUGAGGUGCAUGUGCGUCAGUGGCAUUGCAGCAACCGCCAUCUUGCCUUUGCUUGUAACUGUGGUGUUGCCGCAUGGGAAGAUAAUGAUAUCGUCAUCUUAGAUAUGUGCAAUGGGCAGUUUCUGGAAACCAAACCUCAACUGGCAAUUAAAAGCAUCAAAGCCUCGUCACAACCAAAUGUCAGAAUCAUGGAGUCCUAUGGAGGGAGAAAAAUUACCAUCUCAUUCCCUUCAGGAGCAUUUGUUCGAGCUGAUGUGAGCGACUGGGGAAUGAGUUUGACAGUAAGGGCACCAAGCAUUGAUUUUAAUAGCACCAGAGGUUUAUGUGGCAUCUUUGACAGAAACAGUCAGAAUGACUUCCAUGGGCCUGAUGGGAGCCCUUUACUUUCUCGCCAGAAUAACACGUCUGAGGAGGACUUCAUAAAAGCUUGGAGAAUAGCUCCAGGGAUGAGUUUGUUUGACAAGACUCCACCACUGUCAGAAUGGAAGAAGAGGACACAUUACUGUCUGUGUCAGAAGGAGCAUUCACUAUAUUUACAGUCAGUAAAUGCUCUACACACUUUUCAGCAUUCUCCCCCGGAAUCUUUAGGUUGUUUUUAUGAGCGUGUGGAUUACAAUUCUGUAAUCCCAUAUCUAGAUGUCACAUCAGAACAUCCUACUAACUUGGACGCUGAUUCUGCAUUCCUAGCUGAUGGAAUAUUAUCACCUAGAUCUCUUGAGCAGUGGCAUUUGCCUCAGGCAACCAAAAGGAAAGACAGCCCCAAUGGCCUUUUAAACUCAAUUGGUCAAAACAUCUCAUUGAAAAAAUCAGGAAAUGAAACAUAUUUUGAGUCUUCCGAUCAUUGGAAGGAGCUAUCAAGAGAAAAAAGGCAAGAAGCUUACUGGGAAUCCUUAUCUGCUUCCUCUUCUCAAAGCUUGAGUCAGGCUGACUUGGAAAGUUUCACCUACUUUUUCCCAGAAGAUUAUUUUGAAGGGAGGCGGCCUAAAGUUCAGGUCACAUGGCCUACUCCAAGUGGCCUAACCUCAGCAAAAGCCUUAGCAAGCUGUCAGAAGGUUCUUGAAACCUCUCCCAUUGGCUUAGCUUGUAAAGGGCUUCUGGGCACCCAGCUGGAUGCGGCUAUUGAAAUGUGCCUUUUGGAUGUACAAAGCAAGGAUGACCUCACAUGGGGAGAAUCAAUGAUUGCAUUUCUGGAAAAUUCCUGUGAAAAAAGGGUGCUGGAAAACAUAACUAUGUGGUUUGAUUCAACAAGCGAGCUACCUGCUACACAUAAAGAAAUAAUCAGAGCUCUCAGGUGCCCCAAUCUCUGUAAUGGACAUGGGCAGUGCAGUAUGUGGGGAUGCCAGUGCUUUGAAGGAUACGAUUCCCAUGACUGUACAACCGCCAAAAAGCAUCCAGUGGAGAUCACAGAUCUAAUAAAUGGGGGUUUCUGUGACGUCCGGACAUCCGACUGUAGCAGAAUCCACGUGUUUGGACACAACUUCAGAGAUUCUUCUGAUCUUCAUUGUGAGGUCACCCGGUUGACUUAUCACAAUGGUGAAUGGAUAUCCAGAGAACAUGAAAACACCAAAGCAACGUUUCUGAAUCUGACAAUGGUGGACUGUCAGAUCCCACCUCUGAACAAUACAGGAGCAGGAGCUGUUCGUUUCAUGAUGGAUGCUGAGCCUUAUGCAAGAUGGCAAGUGAAAAUUUCUAAUGAUGGUUUCCAGUACAGUAAUUCAAAAGUCCUGACCUUGUAUGACGGAGUCUGCCAGGACUGCGAAUUCCAUCAAAAUGGGCUUUGUAAAUUAAAGGAAAACGCUUGCAAUAUAGAUAGAUUAUGUUAUGCAAAAGGUGAUUCGAGCCUUACGAGUCCUUGUCUUCUCUGUGAACCAGAUAUUUCCAAAUUCACCUGGUCUAUCAAUGAAAAUAACCAGCCGCCUGUGUUCCAAGCCCCAGCCAGCCAGCUUCUGACGUUUGCAGGAGAGAAUUUUGUGUACCAACUGCUAGCAGUGGAUCCCGAGGGAUCAGCCGUGCUGUUCAUCUUAGAAGGCGGACCUCCAGAAGCCACCCUCUCUCCUGCUGGCCUUCUCAUUUGGAAAGUCAGCUCUGCCAAAUCAGAGAGCUUUGAAUUCACCGUGUCUGAUGAAUGCAAUGCACAAAGCAGGCACUCGGUUCAGAUUGCAGUGAAACCAUGUGGCUGCUUAAAUGGUGGAACAUGUAUCACCAACAUCAACUUCCCUCCGGGUGUUGGUGAAUAUCUCUGCAUAUGUCCCAGUGGAUUUGAACAGGAACUUUGCCAGAACAGCCGUAAUGACUGCCAAUCAAACCCAUGUGGGAUCGGCUCCUGUAUCAAUGGAAAAGAUAGUUACAUUUGUAAAUGUCCAGCAGGUUGGAAAGGGCUUACUUGUCAGGAGGAUACAAAUGAAUGUGAAGAGGAACUUUGUUUUCCUGGUGUCUCUUGCACAAACACAGUCGGAUCUUACACAUGUGGCAACUGCCCCAAUGGGAUGCAGGGUGAUGGUAGAAGCUGCAAAUUUGAGGACAGUGCUGACAUGACAGAAGCUUUCAUUAAUGAUAAUCAUAAUCCUAAAGGUGAAUGGAAAAAGAGUGAAAGUAAACAGCCAGUCAUACCUCUAGAAGCGAAGACGUUGCCUGCAAUUAAGUAUGUUAAUAUUACUGAUGUUCAUGGUAAGUGA
Molecule: messenger RNA, 4267 nt
Organism: Podarcis muralis (Common wall lizard)
Lineage: Eukaryota; Metazoa; Chordata; Lepidosauria; Squamata; Lacertidae
Source: RefSeq, a predicted model, not a curated record